Molecule: messenger RNA, 693 nt
Organism: Colletotrichum graminicola M1.001
Lineage: Eukaryota; Fungi; Ascomycota; Sordariomycetes; Glomerellales; Glomerellaceae
Exons: 3
Coding region: 1-693 (230 amino acids)
Biological process (GO): mitochondrial respirasome assembly
Cellular component (GO): mitochondrion
Source: RefSeq, a predicted model, not a curated record
AUGUCCGGCCCCGACGGAAAACCUACGCUUCUCGACCGGCCAAUGCCAUCGUCUUUUGACGAGAAUAACGAAUUCUACGAUGAGCGCGUCCUACACAAAGUCUUCCGGAAGCUCAGGGAGGAGCCCCUGGUCCCUCUUGGCUGCGGCCUCACUGUCUUCGCCUUCGUCAGCGCGUGGCGCGCCAUCCGCCGCGGCGACUCGGUCCAGGCCAACAAGAUGUUCCGCGCCCGUGUCGCCGCCCAGGGCUUCACCGUCCUCGCCAUGCUCGCCGGCAGCAUGUACUACAACAAGGACCGCGAACGCACCGCCGAGCUGCGCAAGAUCAAGGAGGCCAAGGACGCCGAGGAGAAGCGCCAGAGGUGGAUCCGCGAGCUCGAGGCCCGCGACGACGAGGAGAAGGCCCUCAAGGCCAUGCUGCAGAACAAGAGGGCCAAGUUCGAGGCCGCGAAAUCGGGUGCUGCCGGAGGCGACACGCCGGCCGACGGGGAGAAGUCCAAGUCCGGUGGCGUGCUUGGUGCGUUGGGGCUCUCUGGGUGGGGCAAGCCGGAGGCGGAGAGCGCCGCCUCCCCGGUGCCGUCGGCGGACCAGACUCACAAGAAGGAGAACCCCAAGAGCUCCCUCAGCACGAUUGGAGAGAUCUACGGCCGGAAGCCUUCGUCGUCGGGCGAGUCAUCAGAUGAGCCCAAGAAAUAG